AACAGUGUGCAGUCGGGGGUUUUCACGAGUCGGACGAUGAACUAAGAAUCACGGUUCAAGUGUAGUUUCCUUGAUUUUCGAGUUUAAUCCCCCCAAAAGAUGCUCCCAGCGGGUUGCCCAGUGUAAAGUGAUGCAUAAAUUUCUCGCAAACGGUCGGUUAUGGGGCGAACUAGUACGCAACGCCGGUUCCAACCGACCUCCGUUUGCCUUUUGCACUCGGCUGCACGGCAAUGGCAACCCCUCUGCGGUUCAUGUGUCCUCCAUCAACAUCAGGAACCUGCACCGGGGAAGUAAUGACGAUUCGUCGCAGUAUAACGGCGGUGGGUCACCUAAAGUUGCUACGAUGCAACGGCCGGUUGCGGUACCGCUUGCCGUUCCACUGCCCGGCGUAUCCUCGGGAGUGGACGCAAAGGCGCUUGUUGGGGAAAUUAGCAAAUCAGUCGGACUAGCAGCCGGAAGCAUAGCAAAAAUCAAUCCGGUUCCUUUGAUUGGCGAUGAAUCGAAGGAGCCGGUGGUUGCCUCGGUGACCUCGCUGCCCGGAUUCAAACGCUUGAUACACCACUACCUGAUGCUGUCGAAGAUUCGUCUAACGUCCCUCGUGGUCUUAACAACAAUGGCCGGAUAUGCGAUGGCUCCGGGAUCAUUCGAGUUGGGGACAUUCUUGCUUUGCUCUGUCGGAACAACGCUCGUCUCGGGUGCAGCCAAUUCGAUCAACCAGGUCAUUGAAACAUCAUUCGAUGCACAAAUGGCCCGAACGCGGAACCGUGUGCUUGUGAAGGGAUAUUUAUCUCGAUUGCAUGCGGUGGGCUUUGCCCUUGGUGCCAGUACGGUCGGGUGCAGCAUGCUGUACUUCGGUGUAAAUGAAAUGACGGCACUCCUGGGCGCUGCCAAUUUGAUUCUUUAUACCAGCAUCUAUACGCCGAUGAAACGAUACAGUAUUCUGAACACGUGGGUAGGGUCGGUUGUCGGUGCGAUACCUCCCCUGAUGGGAUGGGCGGCUUGCACGGGUGGAGACCUCGGAGCUGGCGCAUGGAUUCUUGCCGGUUUGCUCUACUGCUGGCAGUUUCCUCACUUCAAUGCUCUGUCCUGGAACAUUCGACCAGAGUACUUGAAGGCCGGGUACAAAAUGAUGGCCAACUCGCAUCCGGCUCUUUGCACUCGUGUGUCCCUUCGGCAUACCGGAUUCAUCGCGGGCCUAUCGUGCCUAGCUCCCGUGCUAGACGUGACGAACGUUUGGUUUGCCCUGGAGACACUGCCAUUGAACGCGUACUUCGCUUAUCUGGCUUGGGAUUUCCAUCAGAAGGCCGACAGUAAAAGUUCCCGUAAGCUGUUCCGCUUUUCGCUACUACAUUUACCCCUGCUGAUGGGUUUGUUCCUACUGAACAAAAAGAACUGGCUAUUCGGCGAGGAUAAGAGUGAACAGAUUGAGCUAACCAGCGCAGGAGCAAACGCAAGCAUCAGCGAAGUGUUUGUGAGCGGCCGGGAAGCGAAGGAAAAUGAGGGCCAGUACCUUGUACCAAAUAUCGUAGCUGAAAUUGGGGCUUCACCUGCCCCGGGUAGCAUUAAAGCGAUUGAAGAUAAUCUUCUAUCGAACGUGGCCACGGUUCUACCAACGGCAAGUAAACAAAAGUUAUGAAGUGGGUUUACGUUACGUAACGGCAAGGUAUCUGUACAAACAAAAUAGAUCGAUAAAGUGAUAUAGAAGGAUGUUAAAUAAAUUAAGU
This is a messenger RNA of Anopheles coustani, 1724 nucleotides long. RefSeq names its product protoheme IX farnesyltransferase, mitochondrial (gene Cox10). The coding region runs from base 131 to 1636 and encodes 501 amino acids. Gene Ontology annotation, biological process: heme biosynthetic process. Gene Ontology annotation, cellular component: mitochondrion; membrane. Lineage: Eukaryota; Metazoa; Arthropoda; Insecta; Diptera; Culicidae. The record is from RefSeq and is a predicted model, not a curated record. Gene Ontology annotation, molecular function: protoheme IX farnesyltransferase activity. The transcript has 4 exons.